CCUCAUCAGUAGCACCUAUCACAAACUAAACAAAUGGCUCUCAGAGUUGCAUUGCCUUCUCUUCUUUUUCAACUCUCACUACUCAUCAACUUUGUUGCGAUCGCUUCAUCUCAAUUCCAGCAGUGCCGUUACAUUGUGAGAGUGAAGACAGGAGAUCGCCAAGAUGCAGGAACGAACUCCAUCAUCAGCCUCAGGAUUUCCUCUCCUUACAAUAGCAUUACCAUCGACAAUAUCGAAGAUUGGGGCAUCAUGGGACCUGGUCAUGACUACUUCGAGCGAGGCAACCUCGACAUCUUCAGUGGCAUGGGCCCUUGUCUCAGUGUAUGCAGCCUCGUUGUCACCUCCAACGGGCAAGGGAACCAGCCAGGGUGGUAUUUGGAUUACGUGGAUAUCACCUCCAUCGGGCCCAAGGUAACAUUCAUGGUGAACCAAUGGCUAGCUUUAGAAUCGCCAUAUCAUCUCUAUGUCAACACGAACUUAUGCUCCUGCGGCAAGGUAUAGUCCAGAUGGUAUUAGAUCUGGAUUCUUGAUGAGUUUGAUCCGCACUCUCUCUCUCUCUACUGGGUGACCAUGCUUAAGUGACAAAAUCUUAGUAUGUAAUAGUUGGCUUUUGUACGUUGGUGUGUUGUGUGUUUUGUAAUGUGAGUGUUUUGUACGUGUGUAUCAUCAAUCAUGUGUCCCUUCGUUUCAAUAAUAAUAUGCGGCUUCACGAUGCAAACUUUUCUA
Prosopis cineraria is the source of this 726-nucleotide messenger RNA. Its product is annotated as PLAT domain-containing protein 3-like. Bases 34 to 501 code for a protein of 155 amino acids. Gene Ontology annotation, molecular function: protein binding. The record is from RefSeq and is a predicted model, not a curated record. The transcript has 2 exons. NCBI's taxonomy places the organism in Eukaryota, Viridiplantae, Streptophyta, Magnoliopsida, Fabales, Fabaceae.